Molecule: messenger RNA, 1245 nt
Organism: Nematocida major
Lineage: Eukaryota; Fungi; Microsporidia
Exons: 1
Coding region: 1-1245 (414 amino acids)
Source: RefSeq, a predicted model, not a curated record
AUGCGCACGCUCAAAGAGAAGUUGUCCCAGUCGUUUUUGCACUUAAAAGCAUCGCUCGAGGAAGACAAGCGCCUUGCGCUCACGCAGAAGGCCAGCUCGGACAUGCAGAGUGCUUUGAAAAAAAUGGAGGAGAUGGCCCAGACCAAGGAAGACGUGCAGGAGGCGCUGAAGAAGCAGGAGCAGAGCGGGAAGGAUCUGAAAGAGAUAAAGCAGGGCAUCGAGGACUUGCUGAAAAUGGUCAAGCCGCACAAGAAGUCUCUAAAAAAGAUACGGAAAGAGCAGGAAAAACAGAACAAAUGGUAUCUGGAGAAGAUGCGGCUGACGCUGUCCAGCUCCAGCAGCUCAGACGAGGGAGAUCUGCCCCUGCCCCCUGCGCCUAAGACAAGCACCCCGCAGAAGGAUGCACUGCUUGCAGAGCUUGCUCCUGCAGGAAGAAACCGCGACGUUUUUUCUGAGUUCUCCCUCCGCAGAGGAGAUGGCACAGGCACCAGGAAGCGAGAAAUCCUGCACGCGUCCAGCGAAGAGGAGACGAGCAAUGAAAGAGAGGAAGAGGUGUGGAAAGAAAAGGCCAGCCCGGCUGCACCACUGCGGGCAGUAUACCCCCAAAGGCCCGCAGGGAGCAGCACGAAAGAGGCUGAGCAGAGCAGAAGCGCAAGCCUGGCAAAAGAGCUGAAGGAGCGCCUGGUGCUCAAUCUGACCCCAGACAUAAGGAAGACCGUUCCUGAGAAGAGCAAAAAGGAAGCAGAAAGGCCCAAGAAGCCGGCGGCGCGGGAAAGUAAGGCCAUUCCAACCGCGGCGAAGAUAACUCCCGUUGUCAUUGGGGGAAAGAUCCGGGCCAUAAAAGAGAGCCCGCUCGAGAGCAAAGAGCCAGAAGCGCAAAAGGACAGUUCCUGCGAAACCUCGUCCUCUGACCUCACUGCAUACACAGACCCUCCUGCCAAAGGGUUUACGUUCAGCAAUCCAGAGAUGGAAAAGGUUGAGGAUAAGCUGGAGUUUAUCAAAAAGCAAGGGACAAUUGAGGACGAUGCCCGCUUGUACGGUAUGCUUACAACCACAAUUGAGAAAAUGAAAGAAAGAAAAGACUUUGAGGCCAUUAAAAUGUCAAUGCAAAUGGACAUUGCCAGAAAGUACAUAAAAGACUUCAUAGACCUUCGAGUGGCCCUGCAAAACACACAGCCACUUGACUCCGAGCAAGACCGAAGAAACAGGCGAAAGAAAAUGCGCGCUUCUCUUCCAAAAAGCUAG